UUUGUGUAUUCGCGUCCUAUGUCCUAAUUUCGCAAUUAGAAUAAGGAAACCCACAUAUUAAUCAUACAUUUUAAUCAAUUAUAAAUCUUAAUAUAUAUUUAAAGUAAAAUUAGUAAUUUAUAAUGGAUAUAACACUUAGUAAAUCGUCAAAUGAAGGCAACUUGUGGUGCCGCGCCUGCCUCUCGGUUGAAGGGAGAAUGUACAAUAUUCAUGAGUACAAACUUGCUGAUGCUUUUGCUCACAUCAUCGGAAACCCUGUGCACAAGGAUAACCUGCCGCAACAUCUGUGUGCGUACUGCGGUACGCAGUUGCUCAAAUGUGAAUCUUUCAGAGACAUGUGUCUGAACACACAACGGUAUCUUGUUACCGAGCUACUCAACAAUGAGUUGGAUACAAACUGUGUUGCCAGAACACGCCCCUCUAACAGACCCUUCCACUUGACAACAACUGAUGUCACCACCACAGAGUUUGUAGACACUCCCUCAGCUGAGAGGUUAACCGGAACUGACAUAAAAGUUGAACCCAACAUAGACAUUGUAGACAUAGACUGCAUUAUCGACCACGCCGAUUUAAAAAUAGAAUCUAAAGAAAAUGAAGACAAAAAAAGUACCAAAAGAAAAAGAAAAUCUGGAACUGCAGCUAAGAAAAAAACAGAAGUUAUUGUAGAUAAUGAUGAUGAAGUCAGCGAAGAACAUAAGAUAGAAAAUAUAAAAGUUGAAAUUAAUGUUGAUGAUAAUUUUGAAUAUGAAGAAAGUGUAGAUGCUAAAAAAGAGUGGGACAUAGCUCUUGAUGAUAAUAUUGAUUUUGAAGAUGAUUUUAGUGAUGAAAAACUAGAGUUACCGUUAAAAAAGAGAAGGAAAAGUAAGAAAAAGAUAGCAAUGAAAGUUGAUGAACUUAAAGAUAAUACAGAUAAGCCAAAAGUGAGAAGGAAAAGGAAGAGGAAAGAAGAGGUAACAAGGAAGUUCAGGAAGGCAGAAAAUGAUUUCAUGCCGGUUUUCGAUUUCGCCACAUUUGAGAGUUCGUAUGCUGUGAAAAUUGUUGUUUUGAGCAAGGAAGAGCAGCUGGAAGAGAUCGCCGCGCGUAAGAAGUCCCGGAAUUACCUGGAGUCCCAUUUCCGGUGCGAGGACUGCGGGAAAGGCUUCGAUGCUGAGGCCGCCUACAACAACCACAGAUUACGGCACAGUCCGAGCGAGGGUUCGCUCGCUUGCGAGAUCUGCUUCGUGCGAUUCAAGCGGCAAUGCGUGCGACAGAGACACCAAGAUGUUCACCGAUUGAAGUUCCUGUGCAACGAGUGCAACUAUGUGUCGAGAGACAGGUAAGACAG
Molecule: messenger RNA, 1324 nt
Organism: Cydia splendana
Lineage: Eukaryota; Metazoa; Arthropoda; Insecta; Lepidoptera; Tortricidae
Product: serendipity locus protein beta-like
Exons: 6
Coding region: 123-1319 (398 amino acids)
Cellular component (GO): nucleus
Molecular function (GO): zinc ion binding
Source: RefSeq, a predicted model, not a curated record